Molecule: messenger RNA, 321 nt
Organism: Macrosiphum euphorbiae (potato aphid)
Lineage: Eukaryota; Metazoa; Arthropoda; Insecta; Hemiptera; Aphididae
Source: the annotation of a GenBank genome assembly
AUGGUUUUUGAUACUAUUGAAUUUCUAAAACAUUACGAAGAGCAUCCUUGUUUGUGGGAUAAAUGUUUACCUCAUUUUAAGAAUCGGCAAAAAAGAAAUGUGGCUGAGGAAAAAUUAUUACCCAUCUCAGGACUUUCUAACAUAAAAGAAUUAAGAUCAGAAAUCAGAACAGACAUUUACAAACCAAAAUUAAAUUGGUUUUCCUAUGCUGAUAGUUUCUUGAGGAAAAAUGUAGAACAAGAGAUUGAGACUGAAUCAAAUGUGGUGAGUUACAAAUUUAUUGUUACUUUUAUAAAUAUUAUCAUAAUUGCAUGCAUAUAA